CCUGGCGGGGGCGGGACCUAAUUCGCAAACUGUUGCUUUGCUCUCUAUGUCCCAGCGCCCCCUCUGAGAUCCCAGGGAGCCACUGUGCUGGGAGAGCCAGAGGGUCCCGAGGAAGCCUGGAGGUAGAGGAGGCAGCAGAGGGAAAGUGACCAAGCUAGCCGCUCCAGUGAGGGACAGGAACCAAAGGGACGCCCCACGCCCCACGUCAGCCCCGGUUGGGCUCUGGAGACAGCCAACGCCUCUUGCUGUGCGGCGGCUUCGAAGCAGCCUCCCGGAGCUACCCUUUUCUCUUUGGUGAAGUUUUUAAAAGCUGCUAGAGAUUCGGAUGAAGUGAGGAAAUUACGGGGUAGGGCUUACGGUUGCCUUUGUCUUCCUCCUUUCCACCCCUUCACCCCUUUCUGGGUUUCCUCUCUUGCUGCUGCCUCUGCCUGCUCCCCUCUGCCCGCUCCCCCACUUCGGUUGGCCCAGCCCGGCCAGCCCGAGUUUGCAGAGAGGUAACUCCCUUUGGCUGUGAGCAGACGAGCUAGCUCUGCGUUGCAAAGAGGGCUCUGGCGAGUCAGGCAAUUUCAGAGACGCUACUGCACUGCAUCCAGGACCUGGCUACUUAGGCGGCACUCGGGGUGAGCCCCCAUUUCCCCCCAACAUCCUCUCCACCUCGCCCUGCAUGCCCUCCCCUCCCAUCCAGUUUUCAGGACCAAAGAUCAAAGGAUGAAAAGACAAUCAGGUCUUCAGUAGCCCAAAACAAAAACAAACAAAAAACAUUCAAACCUGAACAAAACCAAAGGGGUGGGGGGGGAGACCCACCCUGGUCCCUAUUUGCACCUGCUUCAGUGGACAUUUAAUCUGGAAGACGGAGAGUCCUCUUCUCUUCUCUUCUCUCGCUCUCGUUCUCGCUCUCCUUUCAAGAUUUGAGUAUCUUUUGAAUCUAUCCUCCAAGUAUUCAGGAAUAGACUGUGAGCUUACCAGGGCAGACCUUGUCCAACGCGUGUUUUCACUGCACAAGACUUUGAAGCUGUCAGAGAGAUUCUGUGUGGUCAUUCCUGCAAGUUUCUUUCCCAGGAGCUUCCCGCAGGUGGUCAGCUAGCUGCAGUGACUACCGCAUCACAGCCUGUUGAACUCUUCUCAGCAAGAGAAAGGGAAACGGCAUAAAGGAAUUAGGUGGAAGAUUCAACCAAGCUCAAGGAUGGAGGUGCAGUUAGGGUUGGGGAGACUCUACCCACGGCCACCGUCUAAGACCUAUCGAGGGGCUUUCCAGAACCUGUUCCAGAGCGUGCGCGAAGUGAUCCAGACCCCGGGCUCCCGGCACCCUGAGGCUGUGAGUGCAGCACCUCCAGGCGCCCAGUUGCAGCAGCAGCAGACCAGUCCCCGGCAGCAGCAGCAGCAGGGCGAGGAUGGAUCUCCCCAAGCCCAGAGCAGAGGCCCUCCAAGCUACCUGGCCCUGGAGGAGGAACAGCAGCCUUCACAACAGCAGUCAGCCCUGGCGGGCCACCCCGAGAGCAGCUGCAUCCCGGAGCCUGGAGUCCCCUCAGCUGCAGGCAAGGGGCUGCAGAGGCAGCCGCCAGCACCUACAGAGGAGGAUGACUCAGCUGCCCCAUCCACGUUGUCCCUGCUGGGCCCCACUUUCCCGUGCUUAAGCAGCUGCUCCGCCGAUCUUAAAGACAUCCUGAGUGAGGCCGGCACCAUGCAACUCCUGCAGCAGCAGCAGCAGCAGCAGCAGCAGCAGGAGGUGGUAUCUGAAGGCAGCAGCAGUGGGAGAGCGAGGGAAGCCGCUGGGGCUCCAACCUCCUCCAAGGACAGUUACCUAGGGGACAGUUCUACCAUCUCGGACAGCGCCAAGGAGUUGUGUAAGGCAGUGUCGGUAUCCAUGGGCUUGGGUGUGGAGGCAUUGGAGCAUCUGAGUCCUGGGGAACAGCUUCGAGGGGAUUGCAUGUAUGCUCCUCUCCUGGGAGGUCCACCCUCUGUGCGUCCCACUCCUUGCGCCCAGCUGGCAGAAUGCAAAGGUUCUCUGCUGGAUGACUGCCCAGGCAAGGGCACUGAAGAGACUUCUGAGUAUUCCCCAUUCAAGGCAGUUUACCCCAAAGGGCUGGAAGGCGAGAAUCUGGGCUGUUCUGGCAGCGGUGAAACGGGAGUCUCUGGAACACUUGAGCUACCAUCCACCCUGUCUCUCUACAAGUCUGGAGCACUGGAAGAGGCAACGACUUAUCAGAGUCGCGAAUACUACAACUUUCCAAUAGCCCUGGCCGGGCCUCCGCCUCCUCUGCCUGCUCCCCAUCCUCAAGCCCGCAUCAAGCUGGAGAACUCGCUGGACUAUGGCAGUGCCUGGGCAGCCGCGGCAGCGGCACAGUGCCGCUAUGGGGACCUGGCGAGCCUGCACGGCGGGGGUGCAGCGGGACCCAGCUCAGGCUCACCCUCAGCCGCUACCUCCUCUUCCUGGCACACUCUCUUCACAGCGGAUGAAAGCCAGUUGUAUGGGCCCUGUGGCGGAGGUGGUGGCGGCAGCACAGGCGAGGCAGGGGCUGUAGCCCCCUAUGGCUACUCUCGGCCACCUCAGGGGCUAUCGGGCCAGGAAGGCGAAUUCCCCCCAUCUGAUGCGUGGUAUCCUGGCGGCAUGGUGAGCAGAGUUCCCUAUUCAAGUCCUAGUUGUGUCAAAAGCGAGAUGAACCCCUGGAUGGAGAGCUACUCUGGAUCUUAUGGGGACAUGCGUUUGGAGACUGCCAGGGAACAUGUUCUGCCCAUCGACUAUUACUUUCCACCCCAGAAGACCUGCUUGAUCUGUGGGGAUGAAGCUUCUGGCUGUCAUUAUGGAGCUCUCACUUGUGGAAGCUGCAAAGUCUUCUUUAAAAGAGCUGCUGAAGGGAAACAGAAGUACCUUUGUGCCAGCAGAAAUGAUUGCACCAUCGAUAAAUUCCGAAGAAAAAAUUGUCCAUCUUGUCGCCUCCGGAAAUGCUAUGAAGCAGGGAUGACUCUGGGAGCUCGGAAGCUGAAGAAACUUGGUAAUCUGAAACUGCAGGAGGAAGGGGAGGCUUCCAGCGCCACCAGCCCAACUGAGGAGCCAACCCAGAAGCUGGCGGUGUCACACAUUGAAGGCUAUGAGUGUCAGCCUAUCUUUCUGAAUGUCCUGGAAGCCAUUGAACCAGGCGUGGUGUGUGCUGGACAUGACAACAAUCAGCCUGACUCCUUUGCAGCCUUGCUCUCUAGCCUCAAUGAACUGGGUGAAAGACAGCUUGUACAUGUGGUCAAGUGGGCCAAGGCCUUGCCUGGCUUCCGAAACUUGCAUGUGGACGACCAGAUGGCAGUCAUUCAGUACUCAUGGAUGGGGCUCAUGGUGUUUGCCAUGGGCUGGCGGUCCUUCACCAAUGUCAACUCCAGGAUGCUCUACUUUGCCCCUGACCUGGUUUUCAAUGAGUACCGCAUGCAUAAGUCCCGGAUGUACAGCCAGUGUGUCCGAAUGAGGCACCUCUCUCAAGAGUUUGGAUGGCUCCAAAUCACCCCCCAGGAAUUCCUGUGCAUGAAGGCACUGCUGCUCUUCAGCAUUAUUCCAGUGGAUGGGCUGAAAAAUCAAAAAUUCUUUGAUGAACUUCGAAUGAACUACAUCAAGGAACUUGAUCGUAUCAUUGCAUGCAAGAGAAAAAAUCCCACAUCCUGCUCAAGGCGCUUCUACCAGCUCACCAAGCUCCUGGACUCUGUGCAGCCUAUUGCACGAGAGCUGCACCAGUUCACUUUUGACCUGCUAAUCAAGUCGCACAUGGUGAGCGUGGACUUUCCAGAAAUGAUGGCAGAGAUCAUCUCUGUGCAAGUACCCAAGAUCCUUUCUGGAAAAGUCAAGCCCAUCUAUUUCCACACUCAAUGAAGCUUUGGAAGCCCCCAUUUCCUCACCCCACCUCACUCCCCUUUUCAGAUAUCUUCUGCCUGUUAUAACUCUGCACUAUUUCUCUUCUGUGCCUUGGGGAAUUUCCUCUAUUGAUGUGUAGUCUGUCAAGAAGAUGUUCCUGAAUCCUGUUUGCCAGACUUUUUUCUAUUUUCCUUCUUUCUCCCCGCCCCCCACCUCCCCAUCUGACCCUCCCAUGGCACUUUCAGACUCUGCUCUCUGCAAUGAAUGUCUCUUAUCUGUGUUUUGAAUGGUGUUAUAUUUCUUUAAAUCUGUGAUGAUCCUCAUGUGGACCAGUGUCAAGUUGUGCUUGUUUAUAGCAGUGUGCUGUGUGCCAGCCACACAAAUGUUUACUCACUUAGUGCCACGGGAAGUUUACGGAGCUAAGAGUAUCUGGGAAAACCAAAAGUCAAACAAACAAACAAACAAAAACCAAAAAAACUUUCUAGGAUAUUUUUUCCUUUCAAAAAUAUAAAAACAAACAAAUCCCCAAAGACGCUAACAGUGACUAGAAUAAGGUGAGCAUUACAAGACCAUGGGGAGUCAUUGCUAUUUUUCAAAACCCUCCCUCCCAGAGUUUCUGCAUAAAGCUUUUUCCAUUAGAGGGCAGGAUGGCUCCAAAACUGAGUUGGGGGAGGGGAGAGACAGAUUUAAGACAGGACAAAGAGGACAGCUAAAUCACCAAUAUCUGCUCACAGUCUUGGUCCCUGAGGUCUAGACUGCUCAACUGCAGUGCAAUUCAUUGUACUGAAAGUGUUCUUCUUAUUUAAAAACUUGUCUGCAUGUGAAUGCCUCCCCCACUCCAAUCUCUUUCUCUCACCCUCUGCCUCCAUGCUCAAAUUGACUUUCAAUAGCUUUUCUAAGAACUUUGAACAAAUGUUCUCUUUAGCCAAAACUUGGACACUUCCACUAAAGAGUAAGACCAGCAAGAAAGAGAAGAGAGAUCUGACUUUUUGGAAGGCCCCAUUCAGAUCCAGGUCUGCUUUCCCAUUUAUGGGCCAAGGAGGAACUUGGGGCUGGAGUUAGAGGAAAAGGAAGUGGUGAUUUGGCUCUUCUCCAUUUAGGACACUGAAGAAUUGAUCCCUCCUUGCCCCCACCUUUAAAAGACCUGAAUGCUUUUAGCCUGAUUCCAUGCUGAAGGUUCCUCCACCCUCCUUCAGUGUUUUGUGGGCCUGAACUUCACCAAAAACAGUGGUGAAAUUUUCCCACUUCUCUAGACAUGUUCACAGACUCUUUGCUAAGAGCCCCCAUCACAAAGAAGGCUAACAAGCAGCAGAUUUAACAUUUAUUUCUAAAUGCAGUAGACUCAAAGACUUCUUACCAAGUAUCUCUCAUCAACUACCAGAUCUUCUCUUCAUCCCUUAGACAAACUGGAAAGAAGGCAUCAAUAGAUUGGACAAGCUUGGCGACUUGCCUUUGUCCCCCAGAGAUGGUACCUUCCUACCAAGUGGAAAAAAGCCCAUUUUCUCCUUCAGUGCAGCUAAAGGGGCAACCCAUAUUGGGGUUAAAGAGAAAAUUCAUUCAGUUACCAGGCUGGGAAGAAUGGGGCACUAGAAGCAGAAACCCUGUAAAUGCUCUCCUUGCCACUCAGCAUAUUCACCUGCAGAAGUCAUGGGAAGAAGAGAGAAGAAAGCAAGAGGAGACUGACUACUAAAUUAAGAGGCAAAGUUUAAAGCCAGAUGGGUACCAUCUGGUGAAUUUACUCCUCCUCCUCCUCCUCUGCUGCAGAUUAUGUGCUCUGACUUUGACCAUACUCAGCCAGACUCCCCACCUAUGUUGCUGCCUGUCAGUCAGAGGGAAGCUGAAACAUUGAGACGACAGGACCAUGGCCUCUUUGCAAAGUUCUGGUUGGUGUGGCUCCAAUGGGCUGCCACCCAUGAACUCAGGGUGUGUUCCUGGGACACUGGUUUCAUAUAGACAUUUGGCACACCUCUAUUCUGUUGACUUUGUUCCCUAAUCCCAAGUGAAGAGGGAAUGCCCAACUACUUUCUCAUCUUGGCCACUGCCUCCUCACUUAGCUCUUUAAUUCAUCUGCUAAACUCAAGGAAUUAGAAGCCAGUCAACAAGAUGCCCAUUUCAGUUGGUUCACUUUACUUGUUGAGAAGAUAGUUUCUGAGUGAUCUGAUAUGACCUACAUGGGUUUCCUCCCCUGAUUUCUGUGUUGAUAUUAAUAGCCAAAAGAACUUGCAAAAACAGUUUCUUUAAAUAACAAGGGAGAGAGGAACCUAAGAUGGGUGAUAUACCAAUCCAAGACUGCUGGAUAAAACUAAUACGGGCAGGUUGUCUUUCUGGCGUAAGAUAGACAAAUUCUGUUUUUCUUUGUUAUUACACCAUUUGGCUUAUAUAAGCUCACAGGAUCACUUUUUGCUAUUUUAUUAUUUUUUAAAUAUAUUUUAUUGAUUUUUUACAGAGAG
Myotis brandtii (Brandt's bat) is the source of this 6282-nucleotide messenger RNA. RefSeq names its product androgen receptor (gene AR). The record is from RefSeq and is a predicted model, not a curated record. The coding region runs from base 1184 to 3850 and encodes 888 amino acids. Gene Ontology annotation, biological process: androgen receptor signaling pathway; regulation of DNA-templated transcription; male gonad development. The transcript is spliced from 9 exons. Gene Ontology annotation, cellular component: nucleus. NCBI's taxonomy places the organism in Eukaryota, Metazoa, Chordata, Mammalia, Chiroptera, Vespertilionidae. Gene Ontology annotation, molecular function: nuclear receptor activity; sequence-specific DNA binding; steroid binding.